UUUUCCCAUUUGCCAUCGAGACGAUUUGACAAUUAUCUAAACAACAGCGGGAAAUGGAAGCGAACGAAAGUAUAAACACAAGGUCUCUCGAAGAUAUUGCGUCUGUGUUAGACUUUGCCAAAUUAGACAGAAGUGAGAUCAAGUCUGAAACCCAGAGUGUCUACUUCUCAGAACAUUUGGAUAGUGAGAGCUUUCGUCUGCUUGAACUGGACAAAGCUGUGUUGGAAGCUAUUGAGAAUGGUGAAAAAGUGGUGUUGCGAGGCGACAAGGAGGACUGUGCAGUGUUGUGUACAGACUCACAGACAUUCGAGGUCAAGCAGGGAGAGAUCUCCAACGCCAUGCUCAUCCUACCAAACAUUCAUUUCGGGCCGGAACUCUCAACUAAUGAUGAACCUUCUGUGCGGUAUAACGAGGUGAAUUCUGUGAUGCACUCAUUCUUCGAGCUACGUCCAGUAAAGCCUCGCCUUGCGAAACUACGACAGCUGCUAGAGAAAAACCCAUACAGUGGUCAGGCUGAGGAGGGGGAUGAUGACCACCAGGGCAAAAAGUUCACAUUCAACGAGCUCCUCGACCUUGUUCAAGGCAGUGAAAAUGAGAUCAAUACUGCACUUCACAAGAUGCAGGCUCUAAUUAUUGAUGGUUACUGGCGAGUUCUGGACUUUGACUUUCUGGUACAGGUGAUGGGACACCUUCUACAGCUGUGUGACGAGAAUGACUGGACUCACUCUGGCGUUCCCAUAGAAGAGUGUCUCAAUGUCUUACAAGAGCUAUAUCCCAGGAGUGUAGUGGAGCAUGUUAUCCACAACUUCUGUGACAAGGCAGUGCCAACUGUCUCUGGGGACGAUGAUGAAGAAAACAGGAUGCAGAUAGACAUUGACUACCACAAACUAAAUGAAGACAAAGUGUGUAGGUUCUUUGCAGAACAAAUUCUUAAACAUGCAAGAAAGUUCAAUCUGAGUCAUUUUCUAUCAACUUGGGAGAAGAGUGUUCCAGAAGGAAUGAAGACAAGUCUUUACCAGUUAGAGGGUCUGGCGUUGAUAGACCGUGACAGUACUCCAGAGGUGAUAUCCUACAUGACAGUGGACACUCUACCUGAAGAUAUGGAUGAAAGGUUUAAUUUUCUGUUCAGGAUGAAAGAAAAGUGGAGCUUGGCUGAUAUUACACCGUACAUAAAAGAUUUAGAGACAGACAAGAUGGACGUGACUGCCAUGUUGACAAAGGUCGCCCGGGCGUCCAUGUCGAAGGGAAUCAAGGUGUACAACUCCAGAAAACCGCUUACCUGACAUCAGAAAGGACACAUUAGUUGUGAUGUUUAUUUAUGUAGCAUGCCAAGCACUGGAGGACCAACCACUCUAUCAGUUGUGGUUGUGUUUUGUGAUCUGCAGCCAGUUUUUCUAACUGAUUAGGCAGCACUGCCAUAGAAUUUGGAAUUGCACAGAUCAUGUCAUAGUGUUGUAUUUUAUUACCAAUAUCUAAAAAGACUUGCAUAUGCUUUAACUAUUGGAAAUAGAUCUGAUCAAAAUCAUGGAAAAAUGAAUAAACAUGGAAAUAUGAAAACAUGGAAAUAUAAAUAUGUAGUACACAUAACAACGAUAUGUGUGAGAAAAAAUGAACAGCAUGGGUUGUGUCCUAAAUCAUGUUAUUUACACCGAAAUUCUGAUCCUGGUGUUCGCAUUUGUGUGAACAAGUUUAAUAUAAACUUCAUCAGAAUUUUACACAAUUUUGCCAAUCAAUAAUCCUUGUUUUCAUUUUUUUUUUUAUAUAUAUCUAAUCAAUAAGUACAAGUCAUGACAUUACUCAGUAGUAGGUUCAUGUAUUUCAUAUGUAAGAUACAUAAAGAAGCGUGAAACAUGUACAUUCGUCAUUUGAGUAAAAUUUUUGUAAUUAUCUAUAUUUAUGAAUAAAAUGUA
Mya arenaria is the source of this 1910-nucleotide messenger RNA. RefSeq names its product sister chromatid cohesion protein DCC1-like. The transcript is spliced from 12 exons. Gene Ontology annotation, cellular component: nucleus; Ctf18 RFC-like complex; chromosome, centromeric region. The coding region runs from base 54 to 1283 and encodes 409 amino acids. The record is from RefSeq and is a predicted model, not a curated record. Gene Ontology annotation, biological process: mitotic sister chromatid cohesion; maintenance of mitotic sister chromatid cohesion. NCBI's taxonomy places the organism in Eukaryota, Metazoa, Mollusca, Bivalvia, Myida, Myidae.